Molecule: messenger RNA, 969 nt
Organism: Naegleria gruberi
Lineage: Eukaryota; Heterolobosea; Eutetramitea; Acrasida; Naegleriidae
Product: nucleoside-diphosphate-sugar epimerase
Exons: 1
Coding region: 1-969 (322 amino acids)
Molecular function (GO): oxidoreductase activity, acting on the CH-OH group of donors, NAD or NADP as acceptor
Source: RefSeq, a predicted model, not a curated record
AUGACUAGAAUUAUUGCUGUUACUGGUGCCACAGGUUAUAUUGCCGGACAUAUUAUCAAAGAAUUGCUCGAACAUGGACACAAUGUCAGAGCAAUUGUGAGAGAUUUAACCAACAAGAAAAAGUAUGAAUAUUUGAAACAAUUUGUAAAGAAUCAAGAUGAUAAACAGUUGGAAUUUGUUGAAGCUAAAGGAAGUUCCAUUGAGGAUUAUGCUCCAGUUUUGAUUGGAGCUGAUGCAGUCAUUCACACUGCUACACCAUUUGUAGUUACAGCAGAAGAUCCUCAACGUGAUAUUGUUGAUCCAGCUAUUAAUUUGACACGAGCUGUCAUUCUUGCUUCAAUUAAAAGUAAGGUAAAGAGAGUUGUUGUUACUAGCUCAGGUGGUGCAUUCCUCAAUAACCCAAUUCCAGAUAAUUAUACCUACACUGCUAAAGAUUGGAAUGAAUCAUGCUCCUUGACCAAUAAUCCAUACUUUUAUUCCAAGACACUUGCUGAGAAGGAAGCUUGGAAACUCUAUGAAGAACACAAGAGUGAAUUUGAGUUGGUUGUUGUAAACCCAUUGUAUGUUUUUGGUCCAUUAUUGAAUGGUGAGCUGAACACCAGUGUUAAACAUGCCUUGGCCUACUUGAUGGGAUACACUCAAGAGGUUUAUCCAAUGAGUACUGGAUUUGUUGAUGUGAGAGAUGUUGCCAAGGCACACGUCAUUGCUGUUGAGAAUCAACAAGCAGCUGGACAGAGAUUAUUCUGUUGUGAUUCAGUUCAUGCAAUGGAAGAUCUUCCAAAAGAAAUUAAGAGACAAUAUCCUCAAUACCCAAUUGGAGCAUUCGAAUUCAAUACCAAGGCACAAUUAUUCUCAAUCGAUGUUGAACCGUUGAAGAAAUUUGGACUAACACAAUACAUUGGAUUUGAACAAAUGGUCAAGGAUACAAUCGAAUCACUCAUUCAUUUUGGCCUUGUUGAGAAGAAAUAA